AUGGAGAUGCAGACCCCAAACAAGUCGACGCAACUGGAGACGAUGGACGUCGAGUUCCAUCCGCUCGAUCGUGAUGUGCCUCCACCUCAGAAAGGCACCCUUCUUGAUGAUCAUGACAUGCAGCGGAUGGGUAAAGUCCAGGAGCUCAAGACGCGCGGGUGCGUCGAUGCCCGCCUUUGGAGGCCGUCUUCGCUUCUGACAUUCCGGGAUCAGCGAAAUAUGCGCCCAAUUGCCGCCUUGAGCUUUGCAUCCAUCCUGCAGGCAACGUGGGAGUUCAUCUUGAUCUCAAACAGCCAAGGUUUAGAAAAUGGAGGUCUUUCGGGCAUGUUCUGGUCGUACAUGUGGACGUUUGUCGGCUUUGGACUGAUCAUCGCUUCGCUCUCGGAGAUGGCCUCUAUGGCACCGACGUCGGGUGGGCAGUAUCACUGGGUCUCGGAAUUCGCCUCCCCACGGCAUCAAAAAUUUCUCAGCUACGUCACGGGUUGGAUGUCCGUGUUGGCCUGGCAAGCGGGCGCAGCAUCGGGAUCCUUUUUGACAGGCACGAUCAUUCAGGGUCUCAUCAGUGUCCGAAAUCCGAAUUAUGUGCCCCAGAAUUGGCAAGGCACGUUGUUCGUGUUCGCCAUGGUUUUGGUGAUUUACAUUGCGAAUGUCUAUGCCAGUGAUUUGAUGCCGGUCUUGAGCAACCUGCUCAUGAUCCUGCACGUGCUCGCGUGGGUGGUGGUCUUGAUCGUGCUCUGGGCCAUGGCGCCUCACCAGUCCGCGAGAGCCGUGUUUGUGACCGGAUGGCAGAAUGGAGGGAAUUGGUCCACGAUGGGGUUGAGUGUGAUGAUUGGGCAAAUAUCAGCCAUCUAUGGCUCAUUGAGUUCUGAUGCAUGCGCCCACAUGUCCGAAGAGGUCAAGGACGCGGGUCGAUAUGUCCCGGUUGCCAUCGCCUGGGGCUACUUUAGUAACGGCAUCAUGGCGACGAUCCUGCUCGUCACCUUUCUGUUUGCCAUUCCCUCGGUGGAGGACGCUCUGAGCGAUGACACGGGAUUCCCGUUCAUUUACGUCUUCAAGAACGCCGUGUCCAUUGAAGGUGUCAACGGCUUGACCUCUCUCAUCCUCUUGCCAGUCAUAUUCAGCAACAUCCUCUUCAAUGCCUCUACAUCACGACAAACCUUUGCGUUUGCUCGAGACCGAGGCUUGCCCUUUUCACGCUUCAUCAGCAAAGUGGACCCGAAGCGACAGAUCCCCACAAAUGCCAUCGCCCUCUCCUGUACAGUGAGCUGUGCGCUGGCGCUCAUCAACAUUGGUUCCACGACGGCGUUCAACGCCAUCAUCUCCUUGAAUGUCGCGGCCCUCAUGUUCACAUACAUCAUUUCGAUCGGCUGCGUCAUCUACAAAAAGCUGCAUGACCCCGGGAGUCUGCCGGCGCGACAGUGGGAUAUGGGGCGAUGGGGGCUCACUGUCAACAUCAUCGCCUUGAUCUACUCCUGUUUUGCUUUGUUUUGGUCCCUCUGGCCCAGCGAGCGCAGUAUCACGGUGGAUAAUUUCAACUGGUCGGUGGUGAUCUUUGUGGCGGUCUUCUUCCUCAGUCUGUUCAUGUAUCUGGUCAAGGGACGGUUCGAAUACGACGGGCCUGCGGUGAUUGUUCAGCACUGA
Penicillium diatomitis is the source of this 1641-nucleotide messenger RNA. RefSeq names its product putative GABA permease. Bases 1 to 1641 code for a protein of 546 amino acids. The record is from RefSeq and is a predicted model, not a curated record. Gene Ontology annotation, biological process: transmembrane transport. Gene Ontology annotation, cellular component: membrane. The transcript is spliced from 4 exons. Gene Ontology annotation, molecular function: transmembrane transporter activity. Lineage: Eukaryota; Fungi; Ascomycota; Eurotiomycetes; Eurotiales; Aspergillaceae.